AUGGGAAAUAACUAGUCAUAACAUAAAAAUCAUCCCAAGCCGAAAAGCAAGAAGAAGGAACAAUUUAAGAAAUUAUUUGUAAUAAAGAAGGACAUUAACUUUUCCAAGUUAUCAUAAAAAACUUUAUCGCUGAUUACAUGCUUUUUAAAUGUUUAAGAGUUUAACAAUCUCCUUUAAGUGUCGAAGACCACAUAUUAAAUAUUUAGUUAAACCUCCGGUUGCUUUUAAAUAGAGUGUUAACGACUCUUAAAUGUUAAAUGUGAGUUAAUAUAAUCCAAAAAUUGGAAAUUAAUAUUAUAAAGUGUGAUGAGUAUUCCAAUAAGAACAUUGCCUUAUGGAGAAGCAAUUAAAAGCGUAAGAUAUUAGAUAAAUUAAUUUCCAAUGUUUAUAGAAUAGAAAAUAAAUUACAGUGGAUUUCAGAAAGCCAUUCUAUAUUAUGAAAAUUAACUUAAUGAAUAAAAAUAAAUAAUUAAGACUGCCGAUUACAUUGAAGCACUACACUUCGCAUCUAAUAACACCGAUAUACUAUUAAGAGUAAGGUAGGGCUUUGAAAUCCAUACACAAUUGCCAGAACUAUUAAUGUUAAUAUAUAAUUUGCACGAUUAUGUAAAAAUCUUUUGUCAAUAUUUGGAAAUACGAUUUUCUAAAUGUAACUUAGAAUAAUUUGUUCAGAUUUGGCAGCAUUACUAAGGAUGGAUAAGUUCAGUAGAAAAAUAGACAUUUGAUCUAAUAUUCCUAUUUAAUAGAAUAAUUGACGAGAGCUUGCCUUAAUACAAGUUACCAAAAUAUACAAUUAGGCAUUUCAUGGUAUGUGAAUGGAUGAAGAAAGCUGAUAAAGGAGAACUCAUUGUUAAGUUAAGGGAAGACUUUAGAUUAUAAAUGAUAGAAUCUAGAAAUAAAAACAAUAAAUCUUAGUUAUUGAGAUAAUACAUACAAUAUCUUGUUGAUAUUAGCACUAAUCAAAAUAAUAUUCAAAAGUAUGGCUAUUAUAACUUCUAAUAUUGCUAAGAACUUAACUAAUUAAUUAAUUUAACUAUAGAUUUAACCCCUAAAUUAAAUGUUGAGUACCAAUAGGAUGAGGAAUUAUUAAUUUAUAUAUUUGGAUAGUAUGUAUAUGAUUACUAUGUAUUUGAAUUAUCAUCUGCAUUUAGAGUGGACCAGUUUAAAUGCGAAAUUAAACAAUUUCAUUCAGAAAGUCAAUAGAUGUCAAAGAUUUUAGUUAAAAAUUUUGAUGAUUAAAAUGUUUAGAAUAAUUAAUUUGGUAAUGAAGUUUAGAAUUUCAAAUACCAUUUAUAGUCAUAAUAUAAUGUGUAGUUGAGAAUAAAAUCUAUAUUUAAAUAAGUAACUGUUAUGGAUGAUGAUAUUAACAAUUCGUCUGAGAAUAUUAUAGCAGAAAGCUUAGGAAUGUCAGGAAUUUCAUUAACAUCUACAAACUGCAGCUCUAUCUUUUCGAGCGUAAAAAAUAAUGAUUAAUUAUAUCAUUAUAUCAGGUCCUAUUAAAAAGACUUGUUUAAUAAAAUUUAAAAGUUUUGUUGCAAAUAACAAGAUGUGUAUCAGUAUUCCCUAGAAUAAGAACCGAGUAGUGAAGUUAUAUAUGAUGUUCCUGAAUUGGCUGAGUAUGAUUAUAUUUAGCUAUAAAAUCUGAUGGAUUUAUUUUACAAUAGAAUUCAGAGAUCAAAUGCUGUUUAUUAAUUAGAAAGAAGAUAAACUAUUUUGACAUCUAACUACCAGAGUAAUCAAUAAUAAAUCUAAACUUAAUCACUUAAUCAAGCUGAAUAACUAUUAAAAUGUCUUUUAAAAUGA
Paramecium tetraurelia is the source of this 1803-nucleotide messenger RNA. RefSeq lists its product as uncharacterized. The record is from RefSeq and is a predicted model, not a curated record. NCBI's taxonomy places the organism in Eukaryota, Ciliophora, Oligohymenophorea, Peniculida, Parameciidae. The transcript has 2 exons.